Medicago truncatula (barrel medic) is the source of this 2549-nucleotide messenger RNA. RefSeq names its product cysteine-rich receptor-like protein kinase 10. Gene Ontology annotation, biological process: protein phosphorylation. The transcript is spliced from 7 exons. Bases 352 to 2268 code for a protein of 638 amino acids. NCBI's taxonomy places the organism in Eukaryota, Viridiplantae, Streptophyta, Magnoliopsida, Fabales, Fabaceae. Gene Ontology annotation, cellular component: plasma membrane. Gene Ontology annotation, molecular function: ATP binding; protein serine/threonine kinase activity. The record is from RefSeq and is a predicted model, not a curated record.
CAUGAACUAAAAUUGGUAACAAAAAAUUUAGGGGACUAAAAAUAAAUGUUAUUAUCUAGAGGACAAAAAAUAUAAAAUAAUCGAACACACUGAUUGGAGCUUAUAGUCCAGGUCAACAAAACUACUAGUUUCUUUCAUUUCAAAAUCCUUUAGCUUAAUUUCUUAUUCUUGCUUAGUACUAUAAUAUUCAAAAUAUGUACUCUUGCUUGAAGUUGACUCUCAUUAGUUUGAAUCUGUAAACAGCUUAGCUGCUUCUUGGUAAUUGAACAUGCUUUACUAAGCUAACAGAGAAGAUAAUUUUUUUCAUUGAAAUAGAACUGCCAACUUUUAGAAUCAGAAGAACAAAAAAAAAUGUUUCAUUAUCCUAUAGUUUUCAAAUUCAUUCAAUUUUUCCUUGUUCUUUACACUCUUGAUUUUCUUUCAUAUCUUGCCUUAGCAGAUCCUCCAUAUGAAAUUUGUUCCACAAGAAACAUCUAUGCAAAUGGAAGUUCCUUUGAUAACAAUCUCAGUAACCUCCUUCUCUCUUUACCCUUUAAUGAUUCAAAUUCAAUCUCCAAAUUUGGCAACACUUCUUCAGGAAUUGGCCUAGAUAGAGUUUAUGGCCUCUACAUGUGUCUCGACUUUGUUUCGAAUGAAACUUGCCUCAAAUGCGUAACAAACGCAAUAGCGGACACUGUAAAACUCUGUCCUCAAUCAAAAGAAGCAGUUGUAUAUGAAGAGUUCUGUCAAGUACGUUAUUCCAAUAAAAAUUUCAUAGGCUCUUUGAAUGUCAAUGGAAACAUUGGAAAAGAUAAUGUACAGAAUAUUUCGGAGCCUGUAAAAUUUGAGACUUCUGUGAAUAAGUUGUUGAAUGGUCUUACCAAGAUAGCAUCUUUUAAUGUUUCUGCUAAUAUGUAUGCUACUGGAGAAGUACCCUUUGAAGAUAAAACAAUAUAUGCCUUAGUGCAGUGUACCAGAGAUCUAGCAGCUAAUGAUUGCAGUAGGUGUCUACUAAGUGCUAUUGGAGAUAUACCAGGUUGCUGUUAUGCCUCCAUUGGUGCGAGAGUUAUGAGUCGCAGCUGUUAUCUGAGAUAUGAAUUCUAUCCAUUUUAUCUUGGUGAAAAAGAACAAACAAAGUCUUCUACCAACCUAGGAGGGAAAAAUAAUUCAAGCAAAAUAUGGAUGAUUACAGUCAUUGCAGUUGGGGUAGGCUUGGUCAUAAUAAUUUUCAUUUGCUACUUGUGCUUUCUCAGAAAUCGGCAAAGUAAUAAAGGAAACGGAAAAAUAUCUAAGGAUUUCCCUUUUAUUGAUCUUGCAUCUCUUCGUGUGGCUACCAGAAACUUUACGGAUUCAAAUAAGCUCGGGGAAGGUGGCUUUGGGCCUGUUUACAAGGGUAUACUUAGUGAUGGCCAAGAAGUGGCAAUCAAAAGGCUCUCAAUUUGCUCUGAGCAGGGCUCGGAAGAGUUCAUUAACGAGGUUAUGCUGAUAUUGAAACUUCAACACAAAAAUCUUGUAAAACUUUUGGGAUUUUGUGUGGAUGGAGAAGAGAAGCUUCUUGUAUAUGAAUAUUUGCCCAAUGGUAGUCUUGAUGUUGUCCUUUUCGAACAACAUGCACAGUUGGAUUGGACGAAGCGGCUUGAUAUAAUAAAUGGAAUAGCAAGGGGAAUUCUUUAUCUUCAUGAAGAUUCUAGACUUCAAAUAAUACAUAGAGAUCUAAAAGCAAGUAAUGUGUUAUUGGACAAUGACAUGAACCCAAAGAUUUCAGACUUUGGAAUGGCCAGAAUAUUUGCAGGAAGUGAAGGUGAAGCUAACACUACUACAAUAGUUGGCACAUAUGGAUAUAUGGCUCCGGAGUAUGCAAUGGAGGGUCUAUAUUCCAUAAAAUCUGAUGUUUUUGGCUUUGGAGUACUAUUGCUUGAGAUCAUUACAGGGAUACGUAACGCGGGUUUCUGUUACUCCAAAACCACUCCUAGCCUUCUAGCAUAUGCAUGGCAUCUAUGGAAUGAUGGAAAGGGAUUGGAAUUAAGGGAUCCAUUAUUACUAUGCCCUGGAGACCAGUUUUUGAGAUACAUGAAUAUUGGACUGUUAUGUGUUCAAGAAGAUGCAUUUGAUAGGCCAACCAUGUCUUCUGUUGUUUUGAUGUUGAUGAAUGAAUCUGUAAUGCUUGGCCAACCAGGAAAACCUCCUUUCUCUGUUGGGAGACUCAAUUUUAUUGAUCAAAAUGAACUUGAUUUGGAAGAAGAAUACUCAGUCAAUUUCUUAACUGUUUCUGAUAUCUUACCCCUGUAAUGUAAAUGAAAUGAAAUUAAACCCUUCGUCUAGCUAUGUAGUCUCUUUUUUUUUUUUUGUCAAAUAUUCUAGAGGCUUAGACUCACGCACCUUAAGUGUGGAGAAUCUAGGAUUUGAAUCAAGACACCUACAUGUUAACGUCCUUGCAGCUACCAAUUGAGUUGUACGUACAACAAGACUAAUGUCAUUUUUAGUAUUGUAUUGUGUGACUAUUAAUCUAAAAGAACUUGGUUAGGGAAUUUUAAUGUGGCCGCACCAAGUAUAUAUUUUUCAUUUACAAA